This is a messenger RNA of Penaeus vannamei (Pacific white shrimp), 1084 nucleotides long. Its product is annotated as zinc transporter ZIP1. NCBI's taxonomy places the organism in Eukaryota, Metazoa, Arthropoda, Malacostraca, Decapoda, Penaeidae. The record is from RefSeq and is a predicted model, not a curated record. Gene Ontology annotation, cellular component: plasma membrane. Gene Ontology annotation, molecular function: zinc ion transmembrane transporter activity. Gene Ontology annotation, biological process: zinc ion transmembrane transport.
GUGACGAGAAGCUGAGACGAUGGUGGACACGGCGGGGAACAAGGCAGCGGCGCUGGUGACGAUGGCGGUGAUAACCAUUGCUGCGGCGCUCGUCCCCCUCUACGUCCGCAAGAUGCUGAAGGGCCGCAUGCACCUGCCCCGCACGCAGAGGGCGCUGAGCGGGUGCCUGUGCUUCGGCGCGGGCGUGCUCAUGGCGACGGUGUUCCUGCAUCUCCUCCCCGAAGCCCGGAUGUUCGUGAACGACGCCAUGCAGGGGGGCUUCCUGCCGCCCACGCCUUACCCAGUGGCAGAGCUCAUCGUCUGCGUGGGGUUCAUCAUCAUCUACAUCAUUGAGGACGUGGUGCACACCUGCGUCAGAAGGUCGUCCCGCGGCAACAAGGACCUGGAGAUGAAAGGGAAAAAGGCACAAGACAAGGACGCCAGGCAUGACAACGCAGAGGAAGGGAGUAAAUCAAGAAAACAAGAUGAAGUGGACGAGAGCUUCCAGCACCUCAUGGAGGGCCAUGCGGAGCACAGAUCGGAGCCCGGGGGCCAUUCCCACGAGCACGGCCUCACCCAGGGGAUCUCCCUCCUGCGCGCUGUCAUCGUGGUGGUGGCGUUCUCCUUCCACAGCGUGAUGGAGGGCUUAGCCCUCGGCCUGCAGGAGACGUCGGCGGGCGUGUGGUUCCUCUUCGCCGCCCUCAUGGCUCACAAGGUCUUCAUCGCCUUCUGCUUGGGCAUGGAGCUCCUGGAGGUCGGGGUAUCCCUGGUUCCGUUCGUGGUGUCCAUGACCAUCUUCUCGCUCUCGUCGCCCGUCGGAGGGGCGAUGGGCGCGCUGGUGUGGUCGUUGUCCACUAGAGACACUACGGUAGGCGUUCUGGUGCCCACCAUCCUGCAGGGGAUCUCUGCUGGCACCAUUCUGUACGUGACCUUCUGUGAGGUCCUAGAGAGAGAGAGAGCCAAGCCCGAAGGCGGCCCCGUGCGCCUGGUGUGUUUCAUCAUUGGUUUUGGGUUCAUUUCCAGCUUACGGGUUCUGGAUGAGGGGUGCAAUAAGCUUACUGCCCCUGUGGCCAACAGCUCGCUCGCUUAGGCUCUGUUCUUUUAG